GUUCAGGUCGGUCGUGUCGGUUUGUGUAGUGUUUGUGUUCGUGUGGCGAGAUGUGUGUUAAGUGUUUGUGUUUGUGACAAUUUGUGUCGGAUGCACGACAUAAUGCUGCAAGUUCACGCCGAAGGAAAGUCUAAGGAUCCCCAAGUUCAGGUGGAGAGCGAGCCUCUUCGCCGGGAGCUGGAGGCGACGCGGUGGCGACAGGUGGACGUGGCGCUACGCAGGAAACUGGAGCUGAAGGAGCAGGAACUGCGCAGCUGGCGGAGUCUGCGUGAUCAGCAGCUGAGUCACGUGAUGCGCGCGCUGAUGCUACUAGAGGCGCGGCUGAGGCGGGAGCAGCGCAACAUCCGGUCACUGCUGGGCGAGCGAGACGCCGUCAUCAGAGCGCAGCAGCAGGAGAUUGCGAGGCUGAGGAAGUUGCUGACGUCAGGCGAGAGAGUGGAGGAGAUCAAGUCUUCAACUCCUGCUGAAGAAACACUGGCGUCUCCCCCAGCGUUCCAUUACGACUGUGACGUCAAACCCGACCUGAUCAGCUCUCUUGGAAUUUCUCACUUCAGGAAAGACAAAUCGUGCACACCGACGACGACGGACAACGAGGACUCUCAGAGUAACCUGGACUCUCUUCAACUGAGUUUUUAUGAACUGGGAAGCCAGCCAGAAUCGCUUUUGUCGAAUUUGAGCACGCAGUCGUGUGACGGUGAUCACGAUAGUGAACCUUGCAAAGAUUCCGACUUGAGAUUUUCGCCAAAGAAUAUGGAAAAUCACAGUGAGGGUCCAACAAGGUUUCAUAAUAAUAAUUGCUACCCUGAGAAUGGGUGUAGAAACCAAGAUUUUGGUUUGAAAAAACUAGAGGUUAAGGUACACAUGGAACAAUAUCCUCCACAGAAAAAUGUUCUCAGCCCGGUUAAAGAGGAGAGUUUAAUAAGUAUACCGUCUACUUGUAACUCUCCUUCAAGAUGCAAUCCCUGUGAAGAACAAGCGAAGAAGGAUGAAAUCCUUCGGGUAGAAGUCCAUCAAGACUGCAAACCUUCGCCGAGUACUUUGCUGCAAGAAGUGAGGAUAUCAGGACGAAACGAAUACGAGGAUAAUCCGGUUUUGAAUUGUGUUAAUCAAAUUUUGCUCCGUGAUCAGGAAGAGUUCCUAGAGGAACAGAGAGCGCUACGACUGAAGGAACAGGAAAAGAAGAAAGAAGCCGAAGCCAAACUAAAUAAUAAAAAGUUAACCAAAAGCACUGAGAAUCUCACUUUACUAAACGAUCAGAUUAUCGUGCAACACAGUCACAUGAAAAAGGUAUAUCCUCCUCUUGAAAGUGUCUCAAAUCACACCGUAAUAGAGCAAGCGAUAAAAGAAACAACAGAAAAUGAAUUCGAAGAAGACCAUUAUAAGUCUAUAAAUAAACUGCCCACACCUAAAAAGUUGUCACUGCCUAAAGACAAUCUACAGGUCAAAAUUGUUCCACCCGCUUUACCUCCAAAACCUCAAAGGUUGGUCCUCAGUAAAUCUCUGGACCAGAAAACUCUGUUGAACACCUUGCUUCCUGCUUUGAAAGGAGACGACUCAGACCCCAUAGAAAUGUUGAAGAAACGGUCUUCUUUACCAAACCCUUCACCGGACAGUGAACUGUACGUCAUUUCCAACUCUGCCAUUGACGAUGAGUUACUGCAACGAUUACAAGGAAGAAGAAUCAAAAGCUGUUCAGAGCCACCGACCUUGAGUAAAUCAAAACUAACAAGUCAGUCUAGAGAGAAUAUCUACACACCUGUGGUAUCCCAUCCGACACAUAAACCUCCAUCUAAACCGACCCAUUCAACUUCCUCUCACUCGAAAACAGAUCAACCCAACGAAUCGAAAGUGACAUCAAAACUAUCAUCACCUACAAAAACCGAAGAGACACCUCGCACACCACCAAAACAAUCACCAAAAAAGAUCAUUUCGCCAAAAUCAUGUAUAAAAGUGGCAUCUCCCGUCUCAUCACUUCUCAACAGCGGCGAUGCCAUCGAGCCAUCAGAAGAAACCGGGAAGAAAACGUCUCCUAGCGUCUCCCAGAUUGUAAGAAGAUUCGAAGAGAUCGGCUCCAAGCCAGGGAAAGAAAGUGACAAGGUGGAAGAGAACCCGGACAACAUUCAGAAGAACUUUGAAGAGUUUCGGCUGGACGAGUGUGACAUGGAUACACUCUGCGGUGACGGAAGACCAGAGGGCGACGGAGCGGAGAACAGGGCGAACGCUUCUGCGGCUGUGAUAGAGACGAAUAUCAGCUACGAGAACUUCCUGGAGGCGACGGGACUGAGUCAGAAGUCUAUCAUGACGCCCAGCAGACUCUUCAGCAACCACAAGAGUGUGAUGAAACCUAAAGAUGUGAAGCAUCGCAGCCGAGUAAAGGCUGCUGCAGUGGUUGACAGAUGCAACAACGCGGCUGCUUCAGUCGCCCCUGGUGGGUCCAUCGUGAGAUACUGGACUGAACCUUACCUCUGAUAUGUAUAAGUGUGUGUAAGUUACUUGAUUGGUCAUAUGUUAAAAGUUCAUAUAGAAAACUAUACAGCCUAAAGUGUAUGGGUAUAAAAUUGAAGGAUAUUCUUAUUAUGUAUCAGCAAAAGUAUUGUUUUUCCAAAAUUGUAUCUUUUAAUUCUUUAAGCCGUUGUCUCUUUAAAGCAUAGCCAUUAAUAAACAACCAGAAAAUCUAUUUGAAAUACUAUGGUUUUAAAUUGCUAAAAAUCAUCAUCUUUUUGUCUUUAGAUUGUCAAAAAUUUAUUAAAAUAUUUCCCAGGGGUGGGCUCUCCCUUUACUCCAUGCCCCCUUCCCGGAAGUUUACCCUUACAGUUUAACUUGCCCUCCCCCCCCCGGAAUUCUAUUAUUUAUAGAAAGUAAAUUAUUCCGAUUGAUUCCAGUAGUUUCUAACAGGUGUUGGACUACUCCUCUUACUUCUUCUUUUACUUUUAGAUCCCCUGAACCAUUUAGAUUUUUUAAUAACCUUCAUAGGUAUUGGUUUUAGGAGGAGUAAGGAUACACUUUUCUUCAUGAUUAUAAAUAUUGUAUUGUAAAUAAAAGUCACCCUAUUUCCUGGUUUAUGAAAGUAUACCCAUAAAUCUUAGAUAUGUGUAUCAAAUAUGUAUAUUUAUAAAAUGUAUAAAGCCAUGUUCAAAAAGAACAUUCAUACAACAUUGCAGUAAAAAACCUGUAUAAAAUAUUACAAUUGUGUAAAUAGUAUUUUGAGUUGCACUUCUGUCAAAGAUAACCUUGUUUUGUUUAAUGUACACUUUUAAGUUUGUUACUUUAAAGCUUUGUUACCUGUGGAUAAAUAAAGUUUGUCAUGUUAUAAAUGUAAUAAAAUGUUUUAUAUUGAA
Molecule: messenger RNA, 3338 nt
Organism: Macrosteles quadrilineatus (aster leafhopper)
Lineage: Eukaryota; Metazoa; Arthropoda; Insecta; Hemiptera; Cicadellidae
Exons: 2
Coding region: 91-2469 (792 amino acids)
Source: RefSeq, a predicted model, not a curated record